Messenger RNA from Knipowitschia caucasica, 3117 nucleotides. Lineage: Eukaryota; Metazoa; Chordata; Actinopteri; Gobiiformes; Gobiidae. The record is from the annotation of a GenBank genome assembly.
AUGUCGGCCAUUUGCACCAACGGAGUGGUCAGAGGAGGCGGAGCGUAUUACCUCAUUUCCCGAAGUUUGGGGCCAGAGUUCGGAGGAUCCAUCGGUCUGAUUUUUGCCUUUGCCAACGCAGUGGCGGUGGCUAUGUACGUGGUGGGCUUUGCAGAAACUGUGGUGGAAAUACUGCUGGACAACAACGCUCUGAUGGUGGACCCUCUGAACGACAUCCGCAUCGUGGGCUGCAUCACUGUGGUUCUGCUCCUGGGCAUUUCUGUGGCAGGGAUGGAAUGGGAGGCAAAGGCUCAGCUCGUCCUCCUCGUCGUCCUGUUAGUGGCCAUUGUCAACGUAUUUGUGGGGACCGUCAUUCCUGCAACCGAGAGCAAGAAAUCUCAGGGAUUCUUCAACUACGACUUGCGGAUAUUCAUGGAGAAUUUUGCCCCGGAUUUCCGAGGACCAGAGAAUUUCUUCACAGUCUUCUCCAUCUUUUUCCCUGCUGCCACUGGGAUCCUCGCAGGGGCAAAUAUUUCUGGAGAUUUGAAAGACGCUCAAGCUGCCCUCCCUAAAGGAACCUUGUUGGCGAUUGCAAUCACUGGUGUCACGUACCUCGGAGUGGCUCUCGUCGUCUCUGCCACUGUGGUGAGGGAUGCCACUGGAAAUGUGUUUGAUAACAUCACAGCCGGAGACAUGGAGUGUAUUGGCAGCACCGCGGUCGCUGCGUGUGAGCUGGGCUACAACUUCACCUCUUGCGCAGUUACGGCUUGUAAAUAUGGGCUCAUGAACAACUUCCAGGUUAUGACCAUGGUCUCUGGAUUCGGUCCCUUGAUCAUCGCCGGGACAUUUUCUGCCACACUUUCCUCCGCUCUGGCCUCUCUUGUCAGCGCCCCCAAAGUUUUCCAGGCUCUUUGCAAAGACAACAUCUACAAAAUCCUGCACUUUUUUGCCAAAGGACACGGCAAGAACGACGAACCGAUCCGCGGCUACAUCCUCACUUUCAUCAUCUCUGUGGCCUUUAUUCUCAUUGGCGACCUGAACACCAUCGCUCCAAUCAUCUCUAACUUCUUCCUUGCUUCAUACGCUCUCAUUAACUUCUCCUGCUUCCAUGCAUCCUGGGCCAAAUCACCCGGGUGGAGACCAGCUUACAAAUUCUACAACAUGUGGCUGUCUCUGCUGGGGGCCAUCCUGUGCUGCGCUGUGAUGUUUGUGAUAAAUUGGUGGGCCGCUCUGCUCACCUACGGCAUCGAGAUCCUGCUAUACAUUUAUGUCACUGUCAAUAAACCCGAUGUGAAUUGGGGAUCUUCGACUCAAGCUGUGACUUAUGUUAGUGCAGUGAACAACGCUCUCUCUCUGUCCGGGGUCAAUGAGCACGUCAAGAACUUCAGACCUCAAAUCUUGGUUCUGACGGCUUCGGUUCGGACCAGACCAGCUCUUCUGGACUUGGCUCACUCCUUUACUAAGUCCUUCGGCAUGUGUCUCACGUGCGAAGUGUUCGUGGGUCCAAGAUCAGAGGCUCUGGAGGAGAUGAACGCCAACAUGGAGAAGAACCAGCUGUACCUGCGCAAGGCCAAGAGAAAGGCUUUCUACACCGGAGUGGUCUGUGAAGACUUCAGAGAAGGAGCGGUCGCCCUCCUGCAGGCGACAGGUCUGGGGAGAAUGAAGCCGAACACUCUGAUGAUGGGAUUUAAGACAAACUGGAGAACGGCUGGAGCUGAGGCCGUGCAGAACUAUGUGGGACUGCUCCAUGAUGCCUUUGAUUUUGAGUACGGGAUGGUAUUGCUGAGGAUGGACGAGGGAUUAGACGUGGGCCACAUCGUCGAAGCAGAAGAUGAGAUGUUGAAGGCGGCGAAGGAGCAGCAGGCUCUGGAGGAGGAGAUGACGCCCAACGGAGGAAAAGCCAAAGGACUCUUCCGGAAGUCCAGGAACUCCUCACAGCAAGUGCUAACCACCAGAGUGUCGGUGUGCGCUCCCCCUCCUCCGCAGGUGGCUAAGAUGAAUGAGAAACUAGUGCUGGCCAGUAACCAGUUUAAGAAGAAGCAGCCCAAAGGAACCAUCGACGUGUGGUGGCUGUUCGACGACGGCGGUCUGACUCUGCUGCUGCCGUACAUCUUGACCACACGAAAGAAGUGGAAGGACAGCAAACUCCGGAUCUUCAUCGCUGGACAGCCGGGACGCACCGAGCAAGACAAGAUUGAGAUGAAGUCUCUGUUGGUUAAAUUCAGAAUAAACUGCAGUGACAUCACAGUCAUUGACGACCUCCACAUCAGCCCCAGAUCUGAGAGUCUUAAGAAGUUGGAUGAAAUGAUUGCCCCGUUCCGUCUGAAAGAGGACUCCAGGGGCUCUGCGGAAACUCUUCACAAACAGUUUCCCUGGAAGAUUACAGACGAGGAGCUCAGCACGUUUGAAGAGAAGACCAACCUGCAGGUGCGGCUGAAUGAGCUCCUCCAGGAACACUCCAAAUCGGCUAAUCUUAUCAUUGUGAGCAUGCCCAUAGCGCGUAAGGACUCCGUGUCUGACUGCCUGUACAUGGCGUGGCUCGACAGUUUGACACAAAACCUUCCUCCCACUUUGCUGAUUAGAGGAAACCACAAGAGCGUGCUCACGUUCUACUCGCAGUUUUCCUCUCGGAUGAACAACCAAAACAAAGACGUGAUAGACGCUUCUGCCAUUUCUCCAUCAAAGAAGGCGAGACUGCAGCAGGAGGACAGGGUCGUGCUGAGGUUCGCCAAACUCUCGGAACAUGCGACCACACCGACCCGGGGAUCGGCCAAAGCGGCGGGAUACGACCUCUACAGUGCAUACGACUACCUUGUUGGACCCAUGGACAAGGCCAUUGUAAAGACAGACAUCCAGAUAGCAGUUCCUCCUGGUCACUACGGUAGAGUGGCUCCCAGGUCUGGGCUGGCGGCUAAACACUUCAUCGAUGUUGGAGCUGGUGUGGUCGAUGAGGAUUACAGAGGGAACGUCGGAGUCGUGCUCUUCAACUUCAACAAGGAACCCUUUGAAGUGAAAAAAGGCGACAGAGUGGCCCAGCUGGUCUGUGAGAGGAUCUGUUACCCCGAUCUACAGGAGCUGGAGACGCUUGAUGAGACUGAGCGAGGCGCAGGAGGCUUUGGAUCCACUGGACGCAACUGA